UGAAAAUCAGCUUUAGAGCUGUGACCUCCAUUUCUGUGAGUGCUCUCAUGUUUUUCCUCUCCUUUCCUCAGACACAGCGGAUCACCGAUCAAUGGAAAGAGCCAAAGAUCUGUGUCCAAUCACAGCUGAUCACAUGGGACAUGUACACUGAUCAUCAAAGCACUGAUGAUCAGUGUGCCCUGAUGAUCUGUGUAGCCCCAGCAGUGCCACCUGUCAGUGCCCAUCAUUGCCAGCUAUCAGUGCUCAUCCAUGCCACCUGCCAGUGCCACAUCAGUGCCACAUUUCAGUGCCUACCAGUGCGCAUCAAUGCCAUAUAUCAGUGCCCAUCUGAGCUGCCUUUCAGUGCAGUCAGUGCCACCUAUCAGUGUGCAUCAGUGCCCAUCAGUUUUGCCUAUCAACGCCGCCUAACAGUGCCAGUCAGUGCCGCCUAUCGGUGCCAGUCAAUGCCGCCUAUCAGUGCCGCCUAUCAG
Molecule: messenger RNA, 470 nt
Organism: Staurois parvus
Lineage: Eukaryota; Metazoa; Chordata; Amphibia; Anura; Ranidae
Source: the annotation of a GenBank genome assembly